UACUGACCCAUGCUGAUGUCUGUAAUCUCCUGCUGAAGGAAGAGGAGGUGCUGAUCAUCAGAGGUAAAGGGUAAAGAUCAAGCCCAAUGAUCCGACCAAGUCAUCUUCACUGCAGAUUCAGACAUCAGCAAUAAUAGGGAUGUUUAAUGAGGUAGACCUAGAAAGGGGUUUUUCCCUUGGUGGAUUCAUUAGGAGACUGGUUAAGCUCCUCAACCUUUGGCAAACUCAUGACACAAAAAGUUGCAUAUGUCAUAUGUGCUCAUUCACAAUUGGCAGGAUGAUCAAAAGUCAAGGAGAUGAAUUUAUUACUGUGAGAGUUCAGGAUCCUCGGGUGAUGAAUGAGGGAUCAUGGAACUCGUAUGUGGACUUCAAGAUUUUUCUUCAUACCAACAGCAAGGCUUUCACAGCUAAAACCUCCUGUGUGCGUCGGCGAUAUAGUGAGUUUGUGUGGCUGAAGAGGAAACUGCAGAAGAAUGCUGGUCUGGUACCUGUUCCUGACCUGCCCGGAAGGUCUUUCAUCCACUUUAACAACACAGACUUCAUUGAAAAGAGGAGAAUGGGUUUACAGAGCUUCCUGGACAAGGUGGUGCACAUGACAGUCUGCCUGUCCGACAGCCAGCUCCAUCUGUUUCUGCAGACUCAGCUUCCUGUUGGUCACAUUCAAGAUUGCGUGAAUGGUCACACUCCUUACAGCGUGACUGAUGCCAUUCUAACUUACGCCUCGUCCAAUCGUGGCUGGGCUCAGGAGGAAGGAGGUGGGCCACUGGAGCCAUGCCCAACACCAAUUUCUUAUGAAUCAAUUGAGAGCCCCUCUCCAAACGUGCCCUCUUUACAACAUGAAGAGGGAGCUGUAGAUGAGCCUGACCUAAACUCUGUUGAUUUACGAUUGCAAGAAGACAACACAACUAUACAUAAUGCAGAUCAUAGAGAUGGCCAAGAAGGAAGAGUACAGGAUGGGGAGAGUUGUGGACAACUGGAGGUGGAGGUCCAUCAGCAUGGUCCUAUUUUGGACACGCAAAACACUAAAGAAGGAAGUGAUAUCAGUAUAUUAGAUGAGCGAACACAAAUACACGACAACACCAAGGACACCAAUGCUAAUGGACUUGGAUAUGUGGUCUUGCAGGCACCCACUGCAGCAGAUAAGUCUCAGCCAAACCAUGUAGCUAGUAAUAAAAAAUUGGUCAACUUUUUUUUCUAACCAUAUUCGCUAUUCUAAGAAGCAUGUUAUAGUUUAAUGAAAAUUUUAUAAUGAUUUAAACUGGACUUAAUACAGCUUAUCUAUGAAUACACUACAUUACAACUAUUUGUCAUAUUGGUUCCAUAUUAACCUGCGGAUCCAAGCUCUUUCUCAGACACCUGCUUAUAUGUGGGUAAAGCUGGACACAGUUUCAAGUAAGCUCAUCAGUCAUUAGUAUCUAGUGAAGAGAACCAAGUUCAUGUCAAAACAAAUUACCUGACCACUAGAAGUCACUGAGACACUAGUGGUGAACAAAGUAAGUUGUCUGAUCAUAAAGAUUCUACUUACCUUAAUAGACAAAAUAUGGAUUUUUUUUUUGUAAGUUCACAUUUGAUGGUUACUUUUACAAACGAGGUAGAAUACAACCGAAGCAUAUAGCUGAGAUGCUGAUAGUUAGGGGCCUUGUUCAAGGCUUUCUGGCAGUCCUGAAAGUGUGCAUGAAGAUGAUGUACUAAAAGAUACAAUAAUGUAAGGCAUAAUUAGUGUUGAGUGUACAGUGAAGAGUGCAGUGUUUGAGCCUGUGUUUAUGAUAAAUCAGCAAAUCAUAAAAAUAAAAAGUUCUGAAGAUACAUUCAAGUUGAAGUCAUGUGCCCCAGAGACAAAGAAUCUCAAUCUUUGGACACCCCUGAAACAAAUAUGACUGUUUUUCAGACUAGUGAGAAGAAAGAUAACCAGGUGGUUAUGCUGCCUAGGAAACAUAUGACAUUGAGUAAACAAAUAUAAAGGGGCAAAGUUAAAACCUGUUUCGUAGGGUCAAGGCUUCGAGAGACUUCAGUAAUGUGUUUUUUUCUUUUGUUUGUUUUCCUGCUCAGCUGUAAACUCCGGGAAUUUGGAAUCUAGUCUUAAUAAGAUGUUUCACUCUCUCAGUGAGUGUGCAUCGAUUUGAUAGUUACGGGACCUGAGUUCACCUGAUGAUAGCCCGUCUCACUCCUUAGUGUAGAUGAUGGAAAAGAAUGAUUUUUAUGGAUUAGGACUUGUGCAGUCUUUGGAACCGCAUUCUCAGUGUACCCUAUACAGGAGGUCUAGAUGGAGUGUAGUCAACGUAAUAAUUAUUGGCACCCAUUGUAAAAACAAAAAUAGUUUUGCAUUUCAAAGUCAUUGGCACUCUUAAAGUUUACAUCUUCCUGUAAAGUGUUACAAAAACAUGUUGGUAUUUGGAUGGUGACUCUAAAUUACCCCAGAUAUGAAUAGGUAUACAAAUGUGUCUGUGCCCAGGGUGUUUUCCCAAGAUCCACUGACACCCUGACUAAGAUAAAAUGUUUAUUCCACAGCUUAGUUUCAGCAUGGCAUAGGCAACCAAUUUUUGGGCUAAAACAUCCUUCAGAAAUAAUGAUCAACAUGACAACAGCUGCAAAACAGCUGCAAGUAAUCACUGAUGCACCAUCAUAUUUUGUAGUGGGUAUGGAGGUGUUUCCUUGUAUUCAGUCCCCUUUUGUCGCCAAACACACCAAUGAUGAUGUUGAUUUUAGUUUCUUGUGAAAAUAACCAAGCAAUUCAAUUGUUCCAGUGAGCUCAGACACUAUUUUAGUGGGUUGUGCUCAGUUGUGCUCUAUUGUGCAAUGUUUCUAAACUUAAUGGUGACAUAUCACCUGAUUUUGAAACUUGAUAACCCUUAAACUGGAAUCCUUGGUUCCUAUUUUGCCUACCUCACCAUCUUCUUCACUAUGCAUGGGGGCAAUAAGCACAUGCUUUCUCCUUUGGGCACAUAUGCAACUGUUCCAGUCUUUUUAGCUGUAAUUAGUUUAUAGUUCUUUCUGUUUACAUAUGUUUUUAUACCUGUUACUUGAUUGGUGUAGGUCAGUGUCUCAUUUCGGCUGAAAGCUGUUUGGUUUUCCAGGCAGAUGACAAAGUACAGCACAUUACAGUGCAACUGUACAACUAGUGAAAAGCAGCAAUACAGAUCCUAGAGGUUGGGACAUAGUAAAAAGCAGACUAUGUAAGUGAGUGGCAAUAACUAUGAAGCCAAUGUACUGAAAAAGGUGUAAGUUAUUGAACUGAAGGGUUUGAUGAAGGGUGCCAGUACUUCUUGGGUUGACUGUAUGUUACCCAUUUCUACAGGGAAUAAAAUUUGUGAUUUGUAAAGUAAAAUAUUUCCUAUACUGCAUGCUUUGCUCUUAUUCUAUGAUGCUAGUUACAUCCUGGUAUGAAUACCAUAGCAAAAGGCUAGACAGGAGUCAUGUUCAUGGCACAGUGCGUUAUGGGUAUUCCAUAUUUGAGUUAUUGGAUAUUCCAUAUUUGAGUUAUUGGAUUUCUUGACUGCUCUGGAUAUUUCUUCACAAUGCUUUCAGACCUGGCUUACAAAGUGGCAAACCUUCAAACUAGCGCAAUAUGUUGUUAAUAAGGAGUGUCUAGAAAAUAAUUUCAGUGCCUGUAAAUCCAGCGAUUCGUAUGAAGCUGUUUGAAGCAGUAUGUCCUAAGUGGAACAGUCUGCCAUUAAUAAACCUCCAUCCAACAGAAUGUCCAAUCAUUGAUGAAAGGGGAAACAAAUUGCACAGAUGAACACACUCCACACUCCGUUACUUGUCAGUCUUGUAUAAAAUUAUUUAAUUACCCGUAAGAUUGUGAUUAUUUUAGAUUUUGGAGGUUCUGUAUGGCAGAGUACAACCUUCCAGAGCUCUACAACCUUCAGCAGUAUGCAGGAUGAUCUAGAUGCUCUGGGAGGCAAAUGUUAGACAGUGGAAGCCUGAAAGAACAUUGUCUGUUGUGAUCUCAGUUGCUGCUGAUGGGAUUUCAAGGUCAUAGAGUAAAACAGGAUUCCAUGUGUCCCUCAUACUGCAUGCCUGUUUUAAAGAACACUUGGAAUGAAUAAAGACUUCGGAUUAAUUAAGACGGUCUUGUGGAUGCAAUACAAUAGUAACGUGCCCCUAACGUUUUGUACACUUAGUCCUGUGUAUAGGUCUUCUUAGUAUAUAGGAGCUUUCCUCUCUCUUGUAGUUGUACACUGUUUAUGUUUAUUAUGUUGUAUAAUAUUGAGACCACAGGAACAAUUUAUUACAGGAGAUCUGUUGCUCUGGCUAAUUUGAAUGUUGCACAAAGCAGAGCCACAUCAAUAUGUUUGGGGAAAAAAGAAUACAUGAACACAAUAUUCACUGACACUUGAUGAUGCUGAAUGCCCAGACUAACAAAUAAAAAAACAAAAAUAAAUCAACCAAUGUGCAGGGUUCAUAAUGUAAAUAGAGAUUCAGUGCUUAGCGCUUUUUUUUUUUCUCAUAUUGUUGCACUCAAGCUAUGGGAAUUUUUUUUUUUUUGGUUUCCAGUGGUUUACAAAAGGCUGCUUAUUCUGUUGUAUGGAAAGGGAAAGCACUGUAAAAGAUUACUGAUCAAUAGCAAAGGGAACUGUUUUCUCUGAACUACUAUUUCUGAGCAUAACUGUGACUACUAUUCUGUUUGAAAUUUUAUACUGCAUUUGAUAUUGUUUCUCUGGGUUUAACUGUGUGGACUAUGAAGUAGUACAUUUAGUUUUAGAGCAAAUUAAAUUAUGCUAGACAGAACCCAUUUUCCUCUCACCGAUAUGUUUUUUUUUUUUUUAUCAUUUUAACUUCAUGGAAUCUUCAUGCUGUGAUUUUUAAAAAUUUGUUUAAAAAAGGAAUGGAAAAGGGCCAAACUUAUCUGUGCACUGACCUUCAAGGUUCUGAAAAUGAUUAUAUGUACUAAUGACAAAUAAAGGUGAGAUAAAUAACUUGUGA
Pangasianodon hypophthalmus (striped catfish) is the source of this 4923-nucleotide messenger RNA. RefSeq names its product sorting nexin 11 (gene snx11). The record is from RefSeq and is a predicted model, not a curated record. Gene Ontology annotation, molecular function: phosphatidylinositol binding. NCBI's taxonomy places the organism in Eukaryota, Metazoa, Chordata, Actinopteri, Siluriformes, Pangasiidae. The transcript has 7 exons. Gene Ontology annotation, biological process: intracellular protein transport. The coding region runs from base 140 to 1198 and encodes 352 amino acids.